AGGACCCGUCUCCGUCCCGUCGCCUCGGCCUGGCUCCCUGCCGCCUCCACGCACCGAAGCCCGGCCACGACUUCCCAUGAGGCCUCCACCAGAACUCAGCUCGACCGCUCUGUAUGGGGCCUCUCACUUAUGAAUUGACAUGGAGGAUGAAGAUGGGACUUGUCUACUUGAUGUUUUGUGUGACCCCCAAGCCCUGAACGACUUCCUUCAUGGGACCAAUGAGCUGCCGACGGAGGACCUGCUCAUUAACUCCUCCUCUGGGGAGCCCUCCCUCUUCACAGAUGCCCCGAGCCCCGUCUCUCUGCUGGGAGAUGGCAGGGAUUCCCCAGACACGCCUCCCCCCGGGUGUGUGGAUCUGUCCUUCCUGGAGGAGGCUCUCCUGUCAUCGCCGGAGGGUGAAGACCUGCAGGUGGUGCAGGGUGGGCAGCCUGUGGAGGGUGGAUGUGAGGCGAAGAAGGGAGAAGUGCCGGAGGUGGAGGAGGCGGAGGUGGCGUGUGACAUCCUGCAGCAGAGUCUGCAGGAGGCCGACAUCACUGAGCAGACCAUGGCUCUGGAGGCAGGUCUGGCCCAUACUGGGGACAGUCUCUCCCUCUACUCACCCGCCCCUCUCCUCUCUCCUCCCACCGCACCAUUCCUACCCAAGUCUGUGACGUUGUCUGUCACGCCGGCGUUGCCCAGAGACACCCAGGCAGCAGUGGAGCCUCCCCAGCCCUCGCUCCUGGCUGUCGGACCCGGCUGCCCCUCUCUAAAACCUGCUGCACCGCCUCAGCUGAUGGGGCUCCUGCCUGGAAACGUGUUCCCUGCUCCUUCUCCAGAGACCUCCUUCUCUCUGAGUCCCGCCCAGGGCUCCAGUAUGAUCAUCCACAAGGCUGUUCCCAGUGUGACCGGUCGUCCUCUCAUCACUCCAUCCCUGAGAGCCACAGCGGCAGCACCAGGGAUUGUGCUGCAGAGGGCCCCUCUCCCCAUCCAACCCAAGCUCCCCAUCAGCAUUCAGCCCAGACUGGUUCAAAUAAGCCCCAAGCCCUCUGGGCAGAAACCCACACCAGGUCUUACAUUCGUCCCUGGGACUGCCUCACCAAAUAUUUUACUGUCCCAGACUCCAGUCCAAAAGCCCACAGCUCCACAGUCGCAGCCCAACCAGCAGCUCCCCAAACCAGUCAGCCUGCAGUUAGUCAACCAGGGCGGCUCCUUCGUGCUCCAGCCUCAGGGACUCUUCCAAGGCCAAAACCAGUUCCUUCUUCCGGGCCAGUCCCCCGUCACAAUCUCCCAGCCCGCCAGUGCGGCUCGACCACUGCUGACUCCCAGUCACCAAGGCCCAUCGGUCCACAGCGUGACGCCGUCCACCGGGCAGCUUGUGGACGGCUCUCAGAUCCUAACUGUCCCCCAGAGACAGUUGAACUUCAGCCCCGUCUUCACCACCCCCACAGGGCAGCUCGCGCUCCGCCAGGCCACUGUGCUUUCAGGACCCUUGCAUCUACAGUCAGCACCCCCCACUGUCUUCCAGAUGCCGGCACAGCUGGCUGGAACGUACACUGCAGGAGGGCAGGGGCGGCGCGCCACCCUGGUCCACAGUCCCGCUCUUGGAAACCACAUAACCUUGAUCAACAGUUCAGGGGUGCUUCCCCCGGAUCUCACUUCCAUCUCAAUCGUCAACGGGCCCUCGGUGGUUCAGGGGCUGCCUUUCGCUGCCCAGGCCCCGGCUCCUCAGGCGGGAGUGACAGAGGGACAGCUGAGCCUCCAGCAGGCGUCUGUGGUGCUGCUGCCAGAGAGAGCUGUUCAAGAGGAGAGGAGCAGCUCAGAGGAGACUUUCCACCAACUGCCGCAGCCGUACGGACACGUGCUCCAGCACAUCUCCGUGCAGCCCCCCUCUGCAGGGCUGCAGGCCUCCUCUCCUCCCGUCGUCACCGUCCUGCAGCCUCCUCCCGAACCACCUCUGGCCCCCAAUCCAGCUGCAGAGAUGCCCAAACUAUUGAUGCCUCCGGCCGACAUGACCCAAGUGGUGGAGGAGGUGGCCCAGUCCAUGAGUCAGAACCAGGCCUUUAUGCAACAUCUGCAACAGCAAGCACUUAACUCUCCCAUCGCCUCUGAUUUGCUGGUUGGAGCGCUGCCAGUGGUGCCAAUGGAGACUCUCGCCUCCCCCGUGGCCAACGAGAGAGAGACCCAACCUCAGACCCGCUCAGUCCCAGAUCAGGACCCCCACAACGUGACGUCUGACCAGCGUGUGGAGGCUUCUCCGCUCAGCUCAGAUCCUGACGACACGCCGCUGCUCUGCUCCUCCCCUCCUCUCCUCCCUCAGGACACAGGGAGAACAGCUCCGGCAGCUUUCUCCCCUCCAGCUGGAGCUCAGAUUCCUCCGCCUGCACCUGAGAGGUCGGCUCCGCAGCCCCUCACAGAGCCCCAAGCCCAGUACCAGGCCCAGCAUCAGCUCCAGGUCUCACAGGCCUUAUUCGGCCAGAACCAGGUGCAGAUCCAGUCGUCGGUUCCCCAGCCUCGGUCCUCGAGUCACACUCCAGUGCACAGCAGCUCUUCCUCCCCCCCUCUGCUGGUCAGCGUCCCGGUGCCUCAGCAGCAGCCUGAUCCCGCAGCUGCUCGUCUCUCCAAAGGAGGAGACGACUCCGCUGUCCAACAGCACAACACACAAAACAAGCCAACAGCUGCCUUGGCCGUGGAGAGUAAAGCUUUUACUCUCGAUGUCCAUCCACACUCUCCCACAGCCCAGGAUGUUCACGGGCCCCCAGCUCCCAGAGAGUGUGGCCCCGUCCAGGAGACCCAGCAGACAGGCACCAAGCUGGCAGUUUGUCUGGAGCAGCAGAGAGAGGACAGGAUCACACCAGCAAUACGCAGGCACAGGUUCCAGCAGCAGCUUUGUUUGGACCACGCAGCUGUUCAGCACCCGUUCACCGGCCCGGCCUUUUCCACGCUGAAGGACGCCGUCAGACGCCUGCUGCCGUACCACACGUGUGCCGGUCACCUGCCGACGCAGAGUGACUUCAGUUUAGUGGACCAGGAGUUUGACUCUGUGUCCGGUUUCCUGCUGAAACGCACCAAGGACAUGAUCAACAAAUACAGGCAGCUACUGGUCAGAGAAACUCAGCAGGAGAGUCCCUCAGCAGAGAUGGUGAUGCUGGAGCGACUCUUCCUUCAGGCCGAGCGGUUCGCUUUGGCCGAGGACAGACGCAGAGCUCGCAGAGACCCAGAGUCGUUCAUGAUGGCCUUGACUACACCAGCGUCUUCCCCUCAUGACGCCCCUUCCUCCGGCCCCUCCCACCCGUACUCCUCCGGCAGCCCCUCCUCUCCACCGGCCUGGACCAGACUCUCUGACCGGCCCCCGGGACUGAAGACGUACCGCUCCAGCUCCCGCGGCGCUCUCAGACUCACCAUCAAGCAGGAGUCCGGCUCCCGCAAGGUGGUCCACAACUCGGCCUGCGACCCUGGACACAAGAGGGACCACACGGGGCAGCUGACCAAUGGAGGUGGAGUUGUGAACGAACGCCACUCUCAGGCGACCAAUGGAGCACCCCACCGUCCUCAGCAUGAGGGGGAUUUGUCCAACGGAGCCCUGCAGAGCGACACUGCAGAGGACGUCCCACAGACUGCACCCAAUUCCAAAACAAAAGCCCCAAAUCCUCUUUCUAUGCCAGAGCCACGGGCUGCUUGCUUCGAGUUGCCUCCCAGAGAUGUCAGCGCCCCAAAACUGAAAUGUUCCAGGCUGGACGUGUCACCUCGGCCGGAGCCGCGGCUGAGUCCGCCCCCUCCGCCGCUCCAAGAGGACAACAUGCUCAGCGAACAUCUGCAGAGUGCCAUCGACAGCAUCCUGGAGCUGCAGCGCCUGCAGGGCCCCUCUGCAGCCCCGACCAGGGCCACGUCAGGGCCGCCACUGGACCAAGCUGUCACCAGCAUCCUGGAGGGACACCUGUGAGGUAACGUGUCCUGACAAACGUCCAGAAACAUCUGUCUGAGGUGGGACGGAACAAAGGGAAGUGCACUCGUCUGUUCCCAGAUCUAGAGGUUUUGAUUCUGGGUUUUCAGAUUUUACUUUAAAAAGGAACUGAUUGUUUUAAAGAAGCGGGAGGAGGAAAAAAAAUAAAGAGGCACUAUGAAGAGAUGCAGACAGCAGCACUAUCUACAGUCUGAUAGAUGUUAGAUACUUCAUUUUGAUGUAUGUUUGUGGAAAAAAAUCUAUUUGAAUAGGAGCUAUAUUGUUUCAGUGGUAGUUAAGUCAUUCAGAGGUUUACGACACUGGUGUAACCUUCAUCAGCAUAUAGUAUAUAAGUAAUAGUGAGGCUAACGACAACGUGGAGUAGACUGAGAUUAUUCAAUAGUUUUUUAUAAGAUUUCUUUCAGAAAAAUGUGGUUUGUUUUGCAUAGUGCCAAGCUUCCAGGGUAUUUAUUUUGAUAAUCUGUGCCAACUGUGUUUUCAGAUGAGUUGCAUUGAGAGAAAGCCAGUGUGUGUGUGUGUGUGUGAGAGAGACGAGUGUGUGUGUGUGUGUGUGUGUGUGUGUCCACAUUUGGAAAUAAUUUGCGUGGAUCUAAAGAGAGAGUGUGAGAAACAUUGCAUCCUGCGACGGGACGGUACACGAAUGUCCCGCAGGCUCCAUCGUCUCGGCUAAACGAAUGAAACUCCAAAGAAUUUGUGACAUUGCUACAUCCUGAAUACACCAGCAAACGUCCAUGUUGUGUCUCUUCCCACAAACUGGAGUGUGUCUUUGUCAGAGCAGAAAGAACCCGAGGGAGCACAGGAAAAAAAAAAAAAAAAAAGAGAACGAGUUAGGCAGUCGUUAUUUCUUUCUUUUCUUUCUGACCCUAGCCGUCGCUCAGGCUGGAGUCUGACUGUGAAAUAGUUUUGUGUGUUUUUCAGAGACGAGAGUCGUCUCCCAUACUGUGUGUAUUUACAUGCAAGCAAUAAUGAGUUGGGGUUGUUUGGAGCAGGGGUGGUGCAGUGAAGAGGAGGAAGAAGAGGAGGAAGAAGAGGAGGAGGAGGAGUUGGGAGAUCUUUGCCUGUUUUGCUUAUCGUCGUCAUAGGACAAAAUUUAAAAAAAAAGAGGAAUGAAUGAUGCUGAUUUUGUCAUCGGAGCCCGUGUAGUUUAGUUUCUGACUUGUUUUAAGGGCUCGAUGUUCACUUAGCGGUGUAAUGACCAUUAAACAAAACGUCCAGUUCGUGAGAGAAAAGCUGUUUUUCCUCGACACUGUACAGAACCUGAGCCUCUGCAUCAUCAAACAGCCUUUGACCAAAAAACUAGAGGAAUCAUCCGCUUUCACUUUCCCACAUUUCCAGGUGGACUUCUCUUUAUUUCACGAGUUAUUGGUCUGUAGCCCGCCGAUCGAAGCCGAAGAUUAACGUUCUCGCAGCCGUUCUGGAGCAAUAUGUAUGAUUUCGUUUGUUUGUUAUUUAAUGUGACAAUCUUAUUGGUCUGAGUGAAAAUGUGAAUUCUGUUCAUGUGAAAUUCGUAGGAGAGAGCUGAGGUCAUUUGUAGGUUGAAAUUUCAAAUCUGCAAAACGUGUUUAACUUUUGUAAAACAAGUUGAACUUCAGAGUUUCAGCUCUGAGAGAUUCCACGAGGGGGGGGGUCGAGGUUCGACUCGCAAUUGGGAAAAAAAACGUUAUGAAUAUGCCUUUAAUUCAUUCUUCCCUUUAAGUAAAAUGGAAUCUGCAAAGAAGAGAUAAAUGAAGCGAGUUUUUCAAACCUGUUACAUCUGGUGUUCAGAAAAGUGAAAGUCACCUGUCGCUCCAGAAAAGAAAAGAAACAGACGUGGGAUGGAAUCAAACAGGACUUGUCAUUUCUUCAAAUGUUAUGUUUUUAUAUGUAAAGUCGUCUUUUGUUGGAACAAACAAAAGGAGUUAUAAUAUGCAGUAAUUUAGUAUUGAAACUCUCUGCAGCAGUUCGGGUGCAAACACACUCGAGGAUUCACGGGAUGUUUUUGGAGAAAUGCAGUUAAAGGAGAUUUACAUCACUAAUGUCUGCGUGGCGAACCCGGUGCAAAGCUACAGUUAGCUUAGCUUAGCAUGAGAACUGUAAAACACUUAAAGAUGGACGACAUGACAGCUUCCCCAAAAAUGAAGCCAAAUCAUCUUAACCACCCCCUGGUGGCUGACUGCAGUAUAGGAUGUAAAAACCCUGCCUCCUCUGUGGAAGUGGACGGAGAAGUCAAAGUGCACAAAGGUGGUUUCUGUUAUUUUAGAUAAUUUGCUGUUGAAGCAUCAUGACUGGCAGCUGACACAGAAGUGGAGCUGCUCCGUCCAUCUGUGUUUUCAGCGUAUAGAUUUUACCCAGUGACGGAAACAGCCUGGCUCCGUCCAGCAUCACCAAAGCUCCAAAGCUCAACAAAUAAAACCUUCAAAAAUCCUCAUCGCUGCACGACAACGACUUUGUCUUGGCGAUGAGAGAGUUUCCUUUCUGCCUCAAGUGGUUGAAACAUCUCAAAAAACCAUCUGUUGCCCUGGUUUUAGAACCAAACAGUCAAAUUAUGACCUCUGGGUGAAACCAGACGAGCUGUUUCCUCUGUUUCCUGUCUCUACGCGCAGUGAACCAGCUGCUGGCUGUAGCGUCACCUUCACCGUUCAGACAUUAGCAUUGAUUUUCUCUUCCACGUCUCAGUGAGGACUCGCAUUAGCACAUUUCCCAGUUUGUCCAGAAAUGUGAAGAUCUAAAUGAAAUCUCGACGUGUGUUUCCGCCCUCAGAGGUUUCGCUGUAAUGCAGUAAAGAUGUCAGAGUGUCUCUCACAACACAGGAUUGCACUCCUCGUCACCGCUGAAGAAAAAAAACAAAAAAGAACCAACAAGGGGAAUUCCACAAACUUUACUUGUCUUUAUUUUUUAAGCAGCACUUCCAAAGGUUUGCCAAAAAACAUUCUUGUCUAAUGAUUCAAGAAGACUGAAAAAAAACAAAAGAAAGAAAAGAAAAAUAAAUUCUCAAGCGAACUUUGAUGGAAUCCCCUUCUCUGAAGAAGCCUCAUGUGCCAUUGUUAUUGUCGUGUUCAUGUCCGCAGUGUCAAACACUGACCAUUAGGAACAUGCUUCUGUCAGCAUCGUGGAACUAAGGGAAGAAUUCCAUCUGCAUGUUGAGCCACUUUGUUAUUUAUUUAUUUGUAAAUGUGUUUUUAUUUUUCUGACUGAACUGUGAAACCAGGGGAGCUCAUAACUCUUACACCGAUUCAACGAAUUCAACUUCAGAUACAAAACAUUUGACUGACAGAUUGUUCUGAUGCCAAAAUCAAGAGGCCUUAAUUCAGCAAAACUAGAUUGUAAAAAGUCAUUCCUGACAAAAAAA
Molecule: messenger RNA, 7268 nt
Organism: Paralichthys olivaceus (Japanese flounder)
Lineage: Eukaryota; Metazoa; Chordata; Actinopteri; Pleuronectiformes; Paralichthyidae
Source: RefSeq, a predicted model, not a curated record